AUGAAUGACCAAAGGGUAAACUACACAGAACUGAAUCUGGUGAAGGACUCAGACAGACAACAAAUGAAACCAAAGGGCACCAAAGGCUCCAUUCCAGUAACUGAGCAGGAAAUAACCUAUGCAGAACUAAAUCUUCCAAAUGCUUCUCAAGAUCUUCAAGGGGAUGACAAGAAGGACCACCACAAAGCAUUCCUGUCACCUCCAGAAAAGCUCAUUGCUGGGAUCCUAGGGGUUGUCUGCCUCGUCCUGAUGUCCACUGUUGUAGCGAUAUUUAUUAAUCAUGCAUAUCAUUGUGGUCGAUGUUCACUAGAGUGGUUAAUAUAUUCCAACAACUGCUAUUACAUUAGUACUGAACAAAAAACUUGGAAUGAGAGCUGGAUGGCCUGUGCUUCUAAGAACUCUAGCCUGCUCUAUAUAGAUGAUGAAGAGGAAAUGAAUUUUUUGAACAUUUUCAACAAACUUCCAUGGAUUGGAUUCUCCCACAGAAAUAAUAAUAAUUCCUGGGUGUGGAAAAAUGACUCAAUGUUAUCUUUCAAAAAGUCUUCAAAAACUUCAAAGUUGGAGUAUUGUGCAUUUGGGGAUUUUGACACACAGAAGCUCUCUUUUGAAUCCUGUUUAAAAAACAGAUCGUAUGUUUGUAAGCACCAGGCACAUUAG
Molecule: messenger RNA, 657 nt
Organism: Pteronotus mesoamericanus
Lineage: Eukaryota; Metazoa; Chordata; Mammalia; Chiroptera; Mormoopidae
Product: NKG2-A/NKG2-B type II integral membrane protein-like
Exons: 5
Coding region: 1-657 (218 amino acids)
Biological process (GO): stimulatory C-type lectin receptor signaling pathway; positive regulation of natural killer cell mediated cytotoxicity
Cellular component (GO): external side of plasma membrane; plasma membrane
Molecular function (GO): transmembrane signaling receptor activity
Source: RefSeq, a predicted model, not a curated record